Messenger RNA from Fimicolochytrium jonesii, 1824 nucleotides. RefSeq names its product fumarate hydratase. Gene Ontology annotation, biological process: fumarate metabolic process; tricarboxylic acid cycle; malate metabolic process. The coding region runs from base 106 to 1614 and encodes 502 amino acids. Gene Ontology annotation, cellular component: tricarboxylic acid cycle heteromeric enzyme complex; mitochondrion. The transcript is spliced from 6 exons. Gene Ontology annotation, molecular function: fumarate hydratase activity. NCBI's taxonomy places the organism in Eukaryota, Fungi, Chytridiomycota, Chytridiomycetes, Spizellomycetales, Powellomycetaceae. The record is from RefSeq and is a predicted model, not a curated record.
UGUAAGGCCGAGCACCAAUUUUUGCACAAACGCCUCUUCUUACGCCGUAUUUGCUUUCUUUCCCACUCGCACUUGCAUUACACGCCGCUCUUACAGCCCGCAACGAUGCUCCGUCUCGUCGCCGCCUCCUCCGCCCCCAGGGCUGCCCUCAGGCUCGGCGCCCUCGUCUCCGCCUCCCAACACCAGCAGCCUCGUUUCUUCUCCGCCGCUUCCUCCCUUCUCCAAAAGUACCGCACGGAAAAGGAUACGAUGGGAGAGCUCCAAGUGCCCGCAGACAAGUACUGGGGCGCUCAGACUCAGCGGUCCCUAAUGAACUUUGAUAUUGGGGGGGAAACUGAGAGGAUGCCUUAUCCCGUGAUCAAGGCGUUCGCUAUUGUGAAAAAGGCGGCGGCGAAAGUGAAUGCUGAGACUCAUCUCGAUAAGACGGUGGCUGAGGCGAUCAUCAAGGCCGCUGAUGAGGUAAUUGCAGGACAACACAAGGAACACUUCCCGCUGGUUGUCUGGCAGACGGGCAGCGGCACACAGACCAACAUGAACGUGAACGAAGUCUUGUCCAACCGCGCGAUCGAGAUCCUCGGCGGUGAACUGGGCAGCAAGAAACCCGUUCACCCAAACGACCACGUCAACAAUGGCCAGUCCAGUAACGACACCUUCCCAACCGCAAUGCACGUCGCCGCCGCCAUCGAAACCCAUGAACGUCUUCUCCCCGGCCUACAAAAGCUCGAAAAAGCGCUCCAAGCAAAGGUCGCCGAGUUCGCCGGCAUCGUCAAGAUCGGGCGCACCCACUUGCAGGACGCGACACCCCUAACCCUUGGCCAGGAGUUUUCCGGCUACGCCCAGCAGGUCACUUAUGCGAUUGAGAGGGUUAAGGAUACGCUGCCGAGGCUGUAUAACCUUGCGCAGGGUGGGACGGCUGUUGGGACAGGGUUGAAUGCGAAGAAGGGGUUUGCGGAGAAGGUUGCGGCGCAGAUUGCGCAGGAUACGGGAAUCCCUUUCCGGACUGCUCCCAACAAGUUUGAAGCCCUGGCCGCUCACGAUGCGAUCGUAGAAGCCAGUGGCGCCCUCAACACCGUCGCGGUCUCCCUCAACAAGAUCGCCAACGAUAUCCGCCUCCUCGGGUCAGGGCCCCGCUGCGGAUUGGGUGAACUUCGUCUGCCCGAGAACGAGCCUGGUUCUUCCAUCAUGCCUGGGAAGGUCAACCCAACGCAAUGCGAAGCCAUGACGAUGGUGUGCGCCCAAGUGAUUGGAAACCACACCGCCAUUUCCGUCUCAGGUCUUCAAGGUCACUUUGAGCUGAACGUCUUCAAACCCGUCCUGAUUCGCAACCUCCUCCACUCCAUCCGUCUCCUCGCCGACGCCUCCACUUCCUUCACCGACAAAUGCAUCAUCGGCAUCCAGGCCAACACCGACCGCAUCCACUCCCUCCUGCACGAAUCCCUCAUGCUUGUCACGGCGCUCAACCCCUAUAUUGGGUAUGAUAAUGCGGCAAAGGCGGCAAAGAAGGCCCAUAAGGAGGGGACGACGUUGAAGGAGGCCACCGUGAGUUUGGGGCUUUUGACACCGGAGGAGUUUGAGAAGUAUGUGAGGCCUGAGACGAUGAUUGGGCCCAAGUAGAGGGUGAGGAGGGAUAUAGAUGGGAGUUGUUGUGUUAUUAGAAUGGUACUAGACAUAACAACGCUCAACUGUUUGAGCUUUGCGUGAUUUCCCUUUUUUUUCUCGUUCUAGCUCUUUCUAGUCCCUACGCGUUAGUUUCUGCAUGUGGAGCAUAUUAAUAUCCUCGAUGAAUCCGUUGACGGUCGCUUUCCGCGAGUUGAGAUCUGUUCC